AUGAAUUUAGGUGAAGAUAUGUACAGGUUAAUGUAUCAAUGCAAUGGUAUGUCGGGUUUAACAUUAUUUAAAAAUUAUGAGGAUACACAAGAAUUAAGCAGUAUCAUAGGUGUAACACCUCAGAGGAUUAGUCAAAUGAGCAGAGAAGAGAGGUUGAUGGAAGCAAUAAAUGAAAUUCAAAACGAUACAGGUUUUACUCAAAAGGAGCUCUCUCAAAAGUAUGGACCAAGAGGUAGAUAUCUCACCGAAGCAGAAGAAUUAGAGAUGAUAAAGAUGGUAGAAGAAUCAAACACCAAGAAUAUUCCGAUAACGAAAGAGAAUAUUCUAAAUUGGGUGGUCGGAAAGUUAAGAAAGGUUAAGUUUCAAGAUGAAGCCAUAUUAAAAGCGGAUAAAGAGGCCGAUAUUCAAGGUUUCAUCAAGAGUGUUCAUAAAGUGAUAGUAGAAAACUAA
This is a messenger RNA of Heterostelium album PN500, 450 nucleotides long. RefSeq lists its product as uncharacterized. The record is from RefSeq and is a predicted model, not a curated record. Bases 1 to 450 code for a protein of 149 amino acids. NCBI's taxonomy places the organism in Eukaryota, Evosea, Eumycetozoa, Acytosteliales, Acytosteliaceae. The transcript is spliced from 5 exons.